This is a messenger RNA of Dendrobium catenatum, 1031 nucleotides long. Its product is annotated as WRKY transcription factor 71. Gene Ontology annotation, biological process: regulation of DNA-templated transcription. The record is from RefSeq and is a predicted model, not a curated record. Gene Ontology annotation, molecular function: DNA-binding transcription factor activity; sequence-specific DNA binding. Lineage: Eukaryota; Viridiplantae; Streptophyta; Magnoliopsida; Asparagales; Orchidaceae. The transcript has 2 exons. The coding region runs from base 104 to 814 and encodes 236 amino acids.
UCCACUGUAUCUCAUGGCCCAUCCCUCUCAGCUGCCGCCGGCCUUCCACCUCUGCUUACUCUCUCUCUCUCUCUCUCUCUCUCUCUCUCUCUGCUUUCUCUAGAUGGAAACAUAUAGUAUAAUAUCUUCUUCCUCCUCUACUUGUUGCGCUCAGCACAACUAUUCUCCUGGCCAUCUACAACCUCUCACAGCUGAAGCGAUCCAGAUGAAUAACACUUACGAGGGUCUGUUUAGAGCUACAAAGAAUUACCUUCAAAGUGAUCAGAGCCAUAUCAGCUCGACUUCUGAGCUUUCUCAUGAAGUAUUGGAGGCAAAGAGCAUGGUUGUGGCUCUAAAUAGUGGUGAGUAUAGUGCAAUUACUUCCGAGCACAAAAGUCUUAAGAUGGAUACUGGUGAUGAUAUAAUUGACCAUCAUAGAAAUGGUCAUAAGAAGAAGGCCAUAUUUGAUGUGGAAGGUGAUGAUGAAGAUGAUAAAGGGAGGAAUGAAGUUAGUGGUGGGAAGAAGAAGGGAGAGAAGAAGGUGAGAAGGCCACGCUUUGCUUUCCAGACCAGGAGUCAGGUUGACAUCCUCGACGAUGGUUAUCGUUGGAGGAAGUAUGGCCAGAAAGCUGUCAAGAACAACCAUUUUCCAAGAAGCUAUUACCGUUGCACGCAUCAAGGUUGCAGUGUUAAGAAACAAGUUCAGAGGCUAUCCAAAGAUGAAGAGGUUGUGGUUACAACAUAUGAAGGGAUUCAUACUCAUCCUAUAGAAAGAAACAAUGACAACUUUGAACAAAUUUUGAAUCAGAUGCAGAUUUACAGUAGAUUUUCAUAGAUUUGCAUUUGAAUGCCCCAUGAUGAACAAAAUUGGAGUCCACCUUCACCUUCACCUUCAAGUCGCCUUCUUCCUUUGUUUUUUUAUUUGUAAAUUAAGGACUCUUGAAUCUUGUACUGCUAGCACUUUUCAAUUAUUUAAGUGAAGCCUGUGUAAUUGUGCAUGAUUAAAGAUGAUAAAUAUAUAUAUCAUAGACUGCUAAAUUUAUCUUUCUCAA